This is a messenger RNA of Epithele typhae, 1833 nucleotides long. RefSeq lists its product as uncharacterized. The transcript is spliced from 4 exons. The record is from RefSeq and is a predicted model, not a curated record. NCBI's taxonomy places the organism in Eukaryota, Fungi, Basidiomycota, Agaricomycetes, Polyporales, Epitheliaceae. The annotation marks the transcript as partial.
AUGGCCAGCUGGGUUUACCGCCAAAAUGAUCCCACGACGGGAUGGGCUGCGGGCUCGGGAUGGGUUCGCGCCCGUCUCGGUGGGCGCGGGGACCCAUCCCACAGCCCAUCCCACGGGCAGACAACUAGGGCCUCACCUGCCGUGCACGUAGCGCUCCAAGUCCCCUUCGACACCUCCUCAGUUCCUUUCUCUCCAGAAGAGCUGCUACUUGAGUCGACGCAGUGUUACGCGGAGCAGAAGGCACUCCCUCCGAUGUUAGCUCAUAAGAGAGUAAAGGGACAAAACCGUGGCCUCGCCAAUACGAACAGCAACCAUUUGAAGAGAGACUAUCCUCUUGAAACGGCCACAUCCCGUGCGACCAGUUGUCGAGAUAUUGUGGCCCUCGUUCUGGAUGAAGCCCUCGAAUGUAAUCGAACGCUAGCGGCGAUGGCUCGGGUGUGCAAGGCUUACAAUCCCAUUGCUAUCACGCGUUUAUGGCGAAACCUCCGCGACCUCGAGCCCCUUUUGAGGUUGUUUCCUACAUUAAAGGUUGAGAGAGACUCUUUUUAUAGCUACAGUAAGAAGUUAACUCUAUCUACCGAUCCAUCCGAAGAGGACUGGACACGCUUCGACUUCUUUGCCCAAUCCGUUAGACAGGUCGACAGAGUUUCUUUCUCUACCUCAAUUUGUUGGGAAUUCUUUUCCCCCCGUUACGACCGUGACAGGCCCAUCCUCCCUCGUCUCGUUCGUCUGGGAAGACUCAAUGUUUGGCUCCCUUUCCCCAUCAUUUCCGCCCUGCUCCCGGUUACUCUGCAAGAUAUCACCUUCGAUCUACCGUUACCCGGUGAUCACCCCAUGGUCAGACAUCCCCUGCGAAAUGCACUCGCCGCUCUCGCCCUUACUGCAAAGAACGUCACGAGAAUUAGGAUUGACGGCGUCGACGAAGAAUCUGAACUUGCACCGCUUCAAGCCUUGAAGUCUUUCCACACUCUCGUCGUCACACUAAAUGAACUCACUUUCGCAUCAAUGAUCCACUUGGGAGGAACACAUCUGCGCUGUCUUGAUAUCAGAUUCCAGACCUUCAACGCCGACCUCGAUUACCAGUCGUUUCAUGGACGGUUCUGCGCCCUGGAAGACCUCCACAUAUCCUUUUCCUGUGACGGGUCUCGAGCCAUCGGCAAGUUUUUGGAAGUCGCGCGACCACCCUCCCUUCGUCACCUGAAGCUCUCGAUCCAAGACCCGUGGAGGUUCCGGGUUUCCUCGUCCCACGCUUUUGGAAGUUUGGCACCUGUAGCAGACAGCAUAGAAAGCUUUGUCCUUGAGUCCCCCGACGACUACGAUGACGAUGUUCCACUCCUGGACAUACAUAUCAUCGAACCGGUCCUCGCGCUCCACCGCCUUACCACUCUCAAGAUAUCGAUCUUCCCGAUGGUGCUUUUCAAUGACGUUUCCCUCGCUGCCUCUGUGUCCGCGUGGCCACUGCUACGGGUUCUUUGUAUUGAACAAGACACGUAUGAUCCAGACAAAGACUGCUACCACGGCAGUCAGCCCCCGGUGCGGCCCACCAUCCACGCGCUGAAGAUUGUCGCGGAGCGCUGUCCCUUGCUGGAGGAGUUCACUUUCGAGUCCGACUUUCAGCUCGACACUCUACCCUCAUCGUUCGCCGACAUCCCGCGUCCCCUGGGCCACCGUCUCCACUACCUCAAGGUCGACUGCAAAAAAGGCCUCAACGCGGACGCCAACAUGCCCUUGGCCUUCUUUGUGGAUAGCCUAUUCCCACACCUCCGGCUUCCGCCCCCCUUCCCCACUGAAAAAUCGACCACAGAGGAGACGUCAGAUGUUUUCGACGACGAC